Molecule: messenger RNA, 2169 nt
Organism: Amphibalanus amphitrite
Lineage: Eukaryota; Metazoa; Arthropoda; Thecostraca; Balanomorpha; Balanidae
Product: XK-related protein 8-like
Exons: 2
Coding region: 222-1385 (387 amino acids)
Biological process (GO): engulfment of apoptotic cell; phosphatidylserine exposure on apoptotic cell surface; apoptotic process involved in development
Cellular component (GO): plasma membrane
Source: RefSeq, a predicted model, not a curated record
AUUAUAGAGGUAUGUAAUGAAUCAUCAGAACUUACCGUGGAUCGGCCAUGCCCCGUGGAUGCUUGCUAAUGAUAAUUGUUUUUUUAAGUACGUAUACGCCGUGUACACAGUUUGUUUAGUCCAAGGUUUUGUCUUUGAUAGGAACCAGCAAGAACUCCGAACCAGCUGGUGACCUGGGACCCAAGAGUAUCCCUGAAGUGAAUGAAUUGUCAGUGGUCAAGAUGUGCUGUCAGUGGUUGCGCAAGCUCGCUACUAAAGAAGGCUGGCUUCAACCGCGUGCCCCAGAUAUUGGAAUAUUUUUCUGGGUUAUGUACGUUAUAGGCAUUGGCUCAUACAUCGGCACGUUUGCAAUGAACAUCAACUCACUCGUCAACUAUGCUUCAAGUGAUGAGUGGUGGUAUUUCUCCAUUCUGCUCACGGCGGUGGUGCUCCCCCAAGUGCCCAUCAACCUGUUCUCGUUCUGGUGGUAUCGCAACGACAGCGGCGAAUGCUACGUCUCCUGGCCCAACACCGUAGGACACUGCCUUCUGUUAGCAGUGCCCAUUCGCAUGGGCGAAAUAGGAAAAAUAGCGUGCCGCACCCGCAGCAAAGAAAAGGGCGCCUCCUACUACCAUCGCUUUUUCCUGGCUCAGGCGGACCUGUCGUUUUUACGGCUGGUGGCAGUGUAUGCCGGCUCAGCCUCGCAGCUCGUCGUCAAGAUCUACAAGCUGCUGAGUAACUGGACCGGCGUGGAGAGCGCGCUCUUGGAGAUGGUGUUCGGUGCGCUGGUGUUGGUGUCGCUGGCGCUGAGCACCUUCUCGAUGGGCCAGCACUGCCGCAGUCACCGGCACGACAAGCAGGAGCUCUCCUAUGCCAGCACCGUUCUGCAGGUCCUCUACAGGAUCUGCUUCCUGGCGUCCAGAGUCUUCGCGCUGGCCUGUCUCUUCCAUCUCGGCAUAACGUACGGCAUCUGCGUCUGCGUCGGCGCUUUCAUAGUGUGUAUCAUCUGGUUCCACUUCAUGGAGACGGAAUUCACGGAGAACUGGAAACAGGAACGCUUCUACCACGCUUUGAUGGCGUACCUGCACAUCUUUGGGAUGUUCAACGUCAAGGAUGACCCCGCGAGAUAUCGGUACGCCUUCUACUAUUCCGUAAGCUUUUUCGUGGAGGCCCUCGUGUAUGCGGUGUACGCACUGGGCACGGGGCGCACGUUCGUGUGUCUGUUCCCGGGACUGUUCCUGGUCGGCCUCCUGUGCCACGGCCUCGAGCACGAGUGCUUCCACCCGGGCGGUCGGCUCUACAUGAAACGGGCGCCUGCGGAGUGGGAGAACGUCUGUGAGGAGUGCGCCGCAGAAGCAAGCGAUUCGGCGGCAAAAGAGAGAGCGGUUGCCGCCGAGGCGUUGUAGCGUUUGUGCUUUUCAACUGAGGUCUGAAUGGACUUCAGUCGCACUGUUCUGCCGAAAGUCCUCGUUUUCCGAGCGCGUGGUUUUACUAUACGAUACCUACGAAUUACGAUAUUGUUACUAGUUUGCUGUUUUUGCGACAUGUUGGGAAGCGCAUUUCAUUCACUGGCCAUUUUAUCCGUAUAUCAAUGUGAUAUCAGGUGCUAUCAAUAUCUCUGAUGGAAGGCCUGGGGUUCGCGUUUGUCUUACUCAAAACCCGAGCUUAUGUGUCGUGCCACCCACCCUGCUUAGUGACAUCCAUUUGUAAGGAAUGGACUGAGGGAACUGUGCUUUCGUGAUCGGUGCUCUUCCAGCGACAGGCGAUCGCUUAGGUUGAUCGCUGCAUACCUUUUCAUGAAGCUGAAGUGUUUCAUGAAAACCUGCCUCAGGCCCUGCUUGUUGUGUGUCUUUUCUUGCCUUGCAUCUAUGCCUUAGACGCCACAUUUGUGCUGCUGCUAUUGUAGCUAACGUGCCAGUGAUUCAAAGCUUCAAGGGCCAAAAAAAUUGUUGUUCAUGAAGUGGCACGUAUCUUUGAUCUCUACUUGUAAUUAAAGCUCUUCGAAUGUCGCUUUGGAAUCGUGUGCUUUGUAAAUGACCUUCAUCUUAAGAGUCAAAUAUUUUUAUAUGGCAUGUAGCAUUGCAUACACCAUGCCUACACAUGACGUAAAUGAUCGAACUGGCUGUUACCGACGACUUUUGGAACAUAAGUGUUCGCUGAAUCAUACCAAAUAUAUAUAUUGAUAUCUUA